Molecule: messenger RNA, 780 nt
Organism: Apis laboriosa (Himalayan honeybee)
Lineage: Eukaryota; Metazoa; Arthropoda; Insecta; Hymenoptera; Apidae
Source: the annotation of a RefSeq genome assembly
AUGAAAAAAAACUUUCCAUUUCAUAUAGUUACAUUUAGUCCAUGACCAAUCAUUCUUUCAUUUAGAUUAUUAAAUACAUUAAUUAGAACUGCUAUUUGAAUUUAUAGAUUAAAUUAUAUUUUUUUUAUAUAUAAUUUAAUUAAUUCUUCAUUAAUUACAAUAUUAUGAUUUCGAGAUAUUAUUCGUGAGAGAACAUUUCAAGGAUUACAUACAAAUUAUAUUAUUAAUUUUUUAAAAUUCAGAAUAAUUUUAUUUAUUAUUUCAGAAUUAAUAUUUUUUAUUUCAUUUUUUUGAACAUUUUUUCAUUCAUCAAUUUCUCCAAAUAUUGAAGUUGAUAUAACAUGACCUCCUAAAGAUAUUAAAUUCUUUAAUCCAUUUGAAAUUCCUUUAUUAAAUUCCUUUAUUUUAGUAACUUCAGGAUUUACUGUAACUUUAAGACAUUAUUUUUUAAUUAAAAAUUAUUUUAAUUUAAGAAAAUUUUAUUUAAUAUUAACAAUUUUUUUAGGAUUUUAUUUUACAAUUCUUCAAUCAAUUGAAUAUUUAAAUUCUUUCUUUUGUUUUAAUGAUAGAAUUUAUGGAUCAAUCUUUUUUAUAGCAACUGGAUUUCAUGGUUUACAUGUAUUAAUUGGAUCAAUUUUUUUAUUUGUAUCUUUAUAUCGAAUAAUAAAAAUUCAAUUUUCAAAUAUACAUAAUAUUAAUUUUGAAUUAGCUAUUUGAUAUUGACAUUUUGUAGAUGUAAUUUGAUUAUUUCUUUAUACGUUUAUUUAUAUAUUAAUUUAA